AUGGGGCUUCGCGCGCUCAUCUCCGUGUCGGACAAGACGGGCCUCGCCGACUUCGUCAAGGGCCUCCACGCCGCGGGCGUGUCCAUCCUCUCCACCGGCGGCACCGCAAAGGCCAUUCGCGACGCCGGCGUUCCGUGCACCGACGUCUCCGAGUACACCCAGUCGCCCGAGGUGAUGGACGGCCGCGUCAAGACGCUGCAUCCGCGCGUGCACGGCGGCAUCCUGAUGCGCGACACGGCGGCCGACCGCGAGGAGCUCAGCGGCAAGCUCGGCGGCGAGCCCAUCGACCUCGUCGUCGUCAACCUCUACCCGUUCGCCGCGACCGUCGCCAAGGGCGCGCCUUUCGACGUGUGCAUCGAGAACAUCGACAUCGGCGGCCCGACGAUGGUGCGCGCCGCGGCCAAGAACCACGCCCGCGUGACAAUCCUCGUCGAGCCGUCCGACUACGCGGGCUACCUCGCCUCGCUGCCCGCGGGCCCCGACGGGUCCGAGCGCGCCAAGUACGCCCUCAAGGCCUUUUCUCACACGGCGACGUACGACACCGCCGUCGCCGAGUGGAUGCAGUCGCAGCUCUGCGAGGGGCGGAGCGCGGUGCUGCCGCUCAAGUACGGCUGCAACCCGCAGCAGAAGCCCGCGUCGGUGCGCGGCCUGCUCUCGCCGCUCGGCCCGCAGCCUCUCCCCUUUUCCGUCCUCUGCGGCACGCCCGGCUACAUCAACCUGCUCGACGCCGUCAACGCCUGGCAGCUAGUCAAGGAGCUCGGGCAGGCGACGGGGCUGCCGGCGGCCGCCUCGUUCAAGCACGUCUCCCCGGCGGGCGCCGCGGUGUACGCCCCCCUCUCGGACGACAUGCUCGAGGUGUACGAGGCUGCGGGCAAGCAGCUCUCCCGCACCGCCGCGGACCCGCUCUGCUCGUUCGGCGACUUCGUCGCCGUCUCGGAGGUCGUGGACGCGUCGACGGCGGCGCUGCUCAAGAUUGAGGUUUCGGACGGCAUCAUCGCCCCCGGCUUCGAGCCCGAGGCGCUCGAGGUGCUCCGGGCAAAGAAGGGCGGCAAGUACAUCGUCCUGCAGGCGGACGCAGACUUCGCGCCGCCCGACGAGGAGUCUCGCACCAUCUACGGCGCACAGUUCCGGCAGCGGCGCGCGCUCGACGUCAUCACCGACGCGACGCUGGCCAACGUGGUCACCGCCAAGAAGGAGCUGGGCGAGGGUGCGCGGCGCGACCUCCUCGUCGCGCAGGUCGCCAUCAAGUACACGCAGUCCAACUCGGUCGGCUACGCCAAAGACGGCCAGAUGGUGGGCGUCGGCGCGGGGCAGCAGUCGCGGGUGGACUGCUGCAAGCUGGCGGGCCGCAAGGUCGAGACGUGGUACCUGCGGCAGCACCCGAAGGUGCGCGCGCUGCCCUUCAAGCCGGGCGUCAAGCGGCAGGAGCGCAUCAACGCGCGCGUGCGCUACAUCGAGGGCGACAUGCCCCCGACCGAGCGCGCGCAGUGGCUGACCAACUUCGAGUCCGAGCCCGAGGAGCUCACCGCGGCGGAGAAGUCGGCGUACCUCAAGACGCUCGACGGCGUCUCGCUGGCGUCGGACGCCUUCUUCCCCUUCCGCGACUCGAUCGACGUGGCCUCGACGCGCGGCGUCGACUACGUCGUCGCGGCGGGCGGCUCGGUCGGCGAUCCGGAGGUGAUCGCCGCCGCAGACCAGUACGGCAUGACGAUGGCCUUCUCGGGCGUGCGCCUCUUCCACCACUGAGGCCCUCGCGCCAGGCGCGCCAGCGCUGAGGCGGCCCCCGGCGGCAGACGCCCGCGGGUGAGGUGCUCACGUUUGUCGGCCCUCGCCCGCAUGCGCGCCAACCACAGUCCAUACCACUCCAGCGCGCUCAGUCGUGGUGCUCAACACACCACGCACACUCCGUAUGUACUGAGGUGAAGUAGAACACCAAGCGUGCGUGCAAAACUGUUGGAGAUCUAUAAAACGUGACCUCGGAAGCC
This is a messenger RNA of Emiliania huxleyi CCMP1516, 1985 nucleotides long. Its product is annotated as bifunctional phosphoribosylaminoimidazolecarboxamide formyltransferase. The transcript is spliced from 3 exons. Gene Ontology annotation, biological process: 'de novo' IMP biosynthetic process. Gene Ontology annotation, cellular component: cytosol. Gene Ontology annotation, molecular function: phosphoribosylaminoimidazolecarboxamide formyltransferase activity; IMP cyclohydrolase activity. NCBI's taxonomy places the organism in Eukaryota, Haptophyta, Isochrysidales, Noelaerhabdaceae. The record is from RefSeq and is a predicted model, not a curated record. Bases 1 to 1746 code for a protein of 581 amino acids.